GUUCCCUUCUCCGGGCGGCGGAUGCACCACACCUGCCCGUGUCUCCCCGGCCUGGCCUGCCUACGGACUUCUCCCAGCAAAUUCAAAUGUUUACCAGACUUCAGAAAAGAAGAUGCCUUUUUUUAG
This is a messenger RNA of Phaethon lepturus (White-tailed tropicbird), 126 nucleotides long. Its product is annotated as toxin MIT1-like. NCBI's taxonomy places the organism in Eukaryota, Metazoa, Chordata, Aves, Phaethontiformes, Phaethontidae. The record is from RefSeq and is a predicted model, not a curated record. The transcript has a single exon. The annotation marks the transcript as partial.